Molecule: messenger RNA, 3311 nt
Organism: Nematolebias whitei (Rio pearlfish)
Lineage: Eukaryota; Metazoa; Chordata; Actinopteri; Cyprinodontiformes; Rivulidae
Gene: cry1a
Product: cryptochrome circadian regulator 1a
Exons: 14
Coding region: 728-2611 (627 amino acids)
Biological process (GO): entrainment of circadian clock by photoperiod; negative regulation of DNA-templated transcription; circadian regulation of gene expression
Cellular component (GO): nucleus; cytoplasm
Molecular function (GO): DNA binding; FAD binding
Source: RefSeq, a predicted model, not a curated record
UGGUGGAGUAAAGCGGCGAAGAGGUGGAGAGGCUAUAGGUCGUGGACGUCUCGGGAUUUUCUCCGACAAAUCCACUAAAUUAUCCGGUCGGCCGUGAGGGCAGCGAUUCAGAAGCGAACGGGAAGACAUUUUUAGCAGCUAAGUAAUCGUUCAGACGAAUUUAGGACGACGGAUUCGAUUAAAUUGUAUUUACAUAACACGCUGUCUUCGCGUGGGAAACCGUGUUUUCGAGGUCUUUAGCAACGUUAGUAACCUGGAAUUAUAGGGCGGUUAGUUUUCGUAGUUUAUUUGUUGUCCGCUGGUAAUGUUUGUUGAAUACAAGGAAUCCGUUCAUGAGUUUUAGUUCAUGCGCAUUCUCGUUGACCCAUUCCAUCAUUCAGAAAAACAAGUUAUACAACGAAGCAGGCUGUCAGCCGCCGCGGUCCUAAAGCCCGCCGGGUUGCUUCGCUACGGAGCGCGCGAGCUGUCUCGUGCCCAAAUGAUUCAGCAGCUAGCCGUUUAUCAAUUUUUCAACAUAAUGGAAAAGGUUCAGUUAGAGCAAGGCUAAUUGUAACGCUUGUGUCCGAAGUCUUGAGGAUUCGCACGUGAAGCUGCUUCAUUUAUUUGCGCUCGUUUACCUCGUGCCCUAGUUUUCGUUGCUUUUGGACAAUUGAACGAGUCUCCGAGUCGAGCGAGAGACAACACGAGACUAUUUUAUAUCAUUCAGAAAGACUCGUCCACUUGAGUGAUGGUCAUUAAUACGAUCCACUGGUUCCGGAAGGGCUUGAGGCUCCACGACAACCCGGCGCUCAGAGAGGCUCUGCUGGGAGCGGAUACAGUCCGCUGCGUCUACAUCCUCGACCCCUGGUUCGCUGGAUCUUCCAACGUUGGGAUCAACAGGUGGAGGUUUUUACUGCAGAGUCUCGAGGAUUUGGACGCAAGCCUCCGUAAGCUAAACUCUCGCCUGUUUGUGAUUCGAGGCCAGCCAACUGAUGUCUUUCCCAGACUUUUCAAGGAGUGGAAGAUCAGUCGUCUGUCUUAUGAGUAUGACUCCGAGCCCUUUGGGAAAGAACGAGAUGCUGCCAUUAAGAAGCUGGCCUCUGAGGCUGGAGUGGAGGUGACGGUUCGCAUCUCCCACACUCUCUAUGACCUCGACAAGAUCAUAGAGUUGAACGGGGGUCAGUCCCCUCUCACCUACAAGCGGUUCCAGACCCUCAUCAGUCGUAUGGAUCCUGUGGAGAUGCCUGCAGAAUCCAUCACAGCUGAGAUCAUGGGGAAAUGCAGUACACCCCUGUCUGAAGACCAUGAUGAUAAGUUUGGGGUUCCCUCUCUGGAAGAACUGGGUUUUGACACUGAUGGUCUGUCGUCAGCUGUGUGGCCAGGAGGAGAGACUGAAGCUCUCACACGACUCGAGAGGCAUUUGGAACGAAAGGCAUGGGUGGCCAAUUUUGAGCGUCCCAGGAUGAACGCCAACUCGCUGCUCGCCAGCCCUACAGGCCUCAGCCCAUACCUGCGGUUCGGCUGCCUCUCCUGCCGCCUCUUCUACUUCAAACUCACCGACCUCUACAGGAAGGUGAAGAAGAACAGCUCCCCCCCUCUGUCGCUCUACGGCCAGCUGCUGUGGCGCGAGUUCUUCUACACAGCAGCCACCAACAACCCCUGCUUCGACAAGAUGGAGAGUAACCCCAUCUGCGUUCAGAUCCCGUGGGACCGCAACCCCGAGGCGCUGGCCAAGUGGGCUGAGGGCCGGACUGGCUUCCCCUGGAUCGAUGCCAUCAUGACUCAGCUGAGGCAGGAAGGCUGGAUCCACCACCUGGCCCGGCACGCCGUGGCCUGCUUCCUGACGAGAGGAGACCUGUGGGUCAGCUGGGAGGAGGGCAUGAAGGUGUUCGAGGAGCUGCUGCUGGAUGCAGACUGGAGUGUCAACGCAGGCAGCUGGAUGUGGCUGUCCUGCAGCUCUUUCUUUCAGCAGUUCUUCCACUGCUACUGCCCUGUUGGGUUUGGCCGGCGCACCGACCCAAAUGGAGAUUACAUACGGCGCUACCUGCCUACUCUGAGGGGCUUUCCAGCUAAGUAUAUUUAUGACCCUUGGAACGCUCCGGAUGCUGUGCAGAAGGCUGCUAAAUGUGUCGUUGGCGUGCAUUAUCCCAAGCCCAUGGUGAACCACGCAGAGGCCAGCUGCAUCAACAUCGAGCGGAUGAAACAGAUCUACCAGCAGCUCUCCUGUUACAGAGGCUUCGGCCUUUUGGCGACCGUUCCAUCCAACUCCAAUGGUAACGGAAACAACGAGACCCCCUCAGAUGGGGUGGGGUUCCCUCCUGAAGCGACGCAUAAGGUUGCAGCUCCAGCUGCUUAUCAGAUGCCAGCUCAUCCACGAGGAGACUGGCAGGGCGGCGUCACGAUGUACCGUCAGGGCGAAACACAAAUCAGCGCCGGCACACAUCAGCAAGUUCAAAGCUAUGCUGCCGGUUCAAGCAUGAUGUGUUACACACAACCCCCCCAGCAGGUUCAAAGUCCUGUCAUUCAGAAAGGCCCUGAACACCAUCCGUCCACGCAAACCAGCGGGAAAAGACACAUCGAGGACUCUGGGAACGGCAGAGGCUCCAAAGUCCAGAGGCAGAGCAACCACUAGAGUGUUCCCGCACAACGCCCAGCCCGCCAACACAAAACAAGUUUUGCUAUAUAGCACCACGUUGCAUGAACGCACCUUAAGACUGAACGUCCUAACUCCCCCGUUGUCAAACGUCAUCUAAAGUAAACGGACUGUAAAUUCUCUGGAGGACUGCACAUCCCAGGCAGAAGUGACACAAACUGAAGCAGCUGUUUCUGCUUACCUUUGGGUUGAUAUUAGGACAAACAUCCUUUUGUAUAUAAUGAUUUUGCUAAUUGCAGCUCGCACACAACUUGUACAUAUUUGGAUUGGUGUGUUUUCUUCUCUUUGUGUAGCCAUAGACCAAUUGAUAUAUUUUUGAUAUGAGAAAAUGUGAAGGAUAAUCUUUUUUAGAGGGGGUAAAUUUUCAUUAAAAACAAGCAUUUUCAGACUGUACAAAAAAAAAAGAAUAAAAACAAAGCUUCUUGUCUGUGAUAGUAAAACCACCUGCCUGCAUAUUUUUUUCCUACGUUUGUUUUUGAGCCCUCCAGUGUAAACUUAAAAAAAACAAGUGUUUUUGAUUGUUCUUUAUCUCAGUACUUGUGAAAUUGUCUCAUUCCUUAUCAGGUAUGACAUCAUGUUGCCUGUGUCAGUUCUUAUGGGUUAAAACUGAGAGGAAUAAAGAGUCUUCACAUCAUGGUGCCCCCUGUAAACUCCUGAUAAAUAAACGUACAAACUGAAA